Messenger RNA from Aspergillus clavatus NRRL 1, 2523 nucleotides. Its product is annotated as putative transcription regulator BDF1. Bases 1 to 2523 code for a protein of 840 amino acids. The transcript is spliced from 3 exons. Gene Ontology annotation, cellular component: nucleus; chromatin. Gene Ontology annotation, biological process: regulation of DNA-templated transcription; chromatin remodeling. The record is from RefSeq and is a predicted model, not a curated record. NCBI's taxonomy places the organism in Eukaryota, Fungi, Ascomycota, Eurotiomycetes, Eurotiales, Aspergillaceae.
AUGGCGACGCCGCCUCCCGAGGCUCCUGCUCUUGUCAAGGAGGACAAGCCUCAACUGCCGCCGUCGCCGAAUGGAGCUUCUGCUACUGAUGUUGAUCGUACAAGUCCCCAGAAUGGCGUAACGGAUAUCCAGCCCAGCGCUCCCAUCAAUGGAACAGAAAAGGCGGUGGAGGACAACAAGCCCACUGCGGUGAAUGGUCACGCUUCUGAGAAAUCCCCUUUGACAAAUGGCGCUGGAACCACCGUCUCCCCCCCGAAGUCACCUACCCAGCCGCCUGCCGAUGCGAUCGCUCAUUCGACGACAGCAGCAGCAGAAGGCAAACCGUUGAGUCCCAAGACUGCGGACACAACAGAGAAGACUUCCGCCAAUGCCGAAUCCACACCCAGUGCGCCCGUCGCACAGAAACCGGUGUCGACUGACCUGGGGGAGAAAUCUACAUCUCAGGAAACACAGGCAUCGCAAGCUGUAUCAAAGCCACCAACUGAUACACCGUCUGAUGCCAAAGUGGAGAACAAUGAACAAGAUUCUGCUACUGUAAAGACAGAGCUCCCUCACCAUCCUUCUACCACCGUUCACCAGGACAUGGCACCCCGUAAUGUCGCUCCCCGGGAUGCUCCCUCUGUGCCACCCCUGAAAGCCGUUGAUCAGGACAUGCCUGACGCGCCAGAUGUCCCUCUCUCGCCCACCAAAGUAUCUCGGGAGCGCGAUGCCGAUACUGGUGACGAGCCUUCCGCCAAACGUACCAAGCUGGAGGGAGAGGGAUUGACGGCGCCUGCGAUCAAGCUUCCUUCCUUACCCACACCUGUGACGAAGUCAUCUGCCAAACUUGUCUCCAAUGGUGAGGCGGCUAUGACCAAGGUCCAACAUAAAUUUCUUCUGAAAGGAAUUCAAAGCUUGAAGCGCAUGAAUGACGCGCGCUUCUUCCGAGAGCCUGUCGAUCCUAUCAAGAUGAAUAUCCCACAUUAUCCCCAAAUCAUCAAGCAUCCCAUGGAUCUCGGGACGAUCGAGCGCAAGCUGAAGAACAAUGAAUACAAGGCGGCCCAAGCCGUAGUGAAUGAUUUCCAUCUGAUGGUUCAAAACGCGGUGACUUUCAAUGGGCCCGAUCAUCUGGUGUCCCAGGAGGGUAUGAAACUCCAGGGCACAUUCGAGAAGCAAAUGGUCAAUUUGCCUAAGCCUGACGAGGUUGAAGAGAAGAAGUCCAAAAAGGCUUCCACCAAGACUUCAGCAGCCCGACGGGAACCGCGCACCAGCAUUGGAACCCCGACCGCUCCUCGUCCCACUGGUGGUUCUCCUCAGGCCACGACUUUCGCUUUGGGCCCGGAAGGCUUGCCUCUCAUUCGGCGUGACUCGACCAACACAGACGGUCGCCCUAAGCGUUCAAUCCAUCCACCCAAACGCGAUUUGCCUUACUCUACCAAACCCAAGAAGAAGAAGUUCCAGUGGGAAUUACGGUUCUGUCAGGAAGUCCUGGAUGAGCUCCACAAACCCAAGUUUUAUACCUGGGCAGCACCUUUCUAUUUCCCCGUGGACCCGGUUGCUUUAAACAUUCCAACCUACCACAGCAUCAUCAAGAAACCAAUGGAUCUUUCUACUGUUCAGUCAAAACUUAAGACCGGUCAGUACGAGAAUGCUAAGGAAUUCGAGGUCGACGUACGUCAGAUCUUCAAGAACUGUUUCAAGUUCAACAUUCCCGGUGAUCCUACAUACAUGGCUGGACAGAGAUUUCAGGAGAUUUUUGAGAACAAAUGGGCUCAAAAGUCCCGUUAUCUUGAGGCACACGAACCCCACCCCGAACACCAGAGCGUCAGUUCUUCCGAGGAGGAAAGUGGAGAGGAGGAAGAAGAUAGUGAUUAUCAUGACAACGAGAAGUUGAGCAUGCUGCAGAAGCAGAUUGAGGAGAUGUCACGCCAAGUCGAAGCUAUUACACAGAAGAAAAAGAAAACUCCCCCGGGGUUGAAGAAAGUCGGCAAGUCUAAGGCUGGAAAGAAGGAUUCGAAGAAGCUCGCAACUGCUGUUGGUUUGAGUAAGAAGGACAAGAAGACGUCUGUCAAGCCCUCCAAGCCAGAGAAACAGCGCUAUGUGACAUAUCAUGAGAAGCAGAUAAUCUCCAACGGGAUCAGCAGUCUUCCGGAUAAGAAGAUGCAGGAAGCUCUCAAGAUCAUCCAGAGCAAUGUCCCAGCUCUCAAGGGUACACAAGAAACUGAAAUUGAACUCGAUAUCGAUGAGCUUCCUAAUGAUGUUUUGUUGAUGCUCCUCAAGUUCGUCAAGAAGAAUGCUCCACACGUCAUGGAAGAGGAGGACAUGGUCCUACCAUCUGCAGCGAACGUACCGGCCCCAAAGCCGAAGAAGAACAAGCCCAUGAGCAAGUAUGAGCAGGAAGCUCAAAUCAACAUGCUCGAAAGCAAUCUGUCUCGUUUCCAAGGUGGCGGCGGCGGCCGUUCUCCAGACCUGCUUCCAUCUGUUGAAGCGAAUGACAGCAGCGAUGACUCAGAUGACGAUUCUGAGGAAAGCGAGGAAGAGUAA